AUGGUCGUGGUUGGAGGUCCGGGAUACUCCGUGGUCGACGGUCGUAGCAUCGCCGUGGCCGGCGCGGGGGCCUCCGCAGGAGGCGCUUCAGCGGGCGGCGCUUCAGCGGGCGGUGGCGGCCUCAUGGGCAUGUGCUACGAGCGUUACGAGGAUGGUUCUACACAGUCCAUCACCUAUGCGGGCGCUGGCCGUGGCGACCUCGAGACCAAGAUGGUGACGGUCGGCGUUGGGCAAGGCAGCUACAAGGCCGUGGAGACCCCCAACUACAGCUACAGGCCACGCUGGCCUGUGAUUUGCAGCUGUUGCUGCUUCGGACUGCUGCUGAUUCUGCUGCCACUGCUCUUCUUGUUUUGCGAGGUGCGCAGUUUCUUCACGGGAGAGAUUUGCGGGGACCCAGGGCAGUACGAUGCAUGCGAAGAUAGGUGCUCAUUGGUCAACUUUCGUGAGUUUGAACAGAGUUUCUGCUGUGCAGAGUGCCCCGAACGAAUCCCUGCUCUGGGAUUCCAGUGCAGCGCUCCUCAACCAGCGGAGGUGCAUGACGUGGUGCGACGCCACUACAACACGGUGUAUCAUGCCAUUCCGGAGAACCAUUAUGUGAAGGUCCAGAUGCCUCCGCAGCCACCGUUGAUCCACACAGUGCACAUGAUGACGCCCCCGAGGACCUACCACUGUGCCAGCGACAUUGGUAGCCAGCCAGAUCCAGAUUAG
Messenger RNA from Cladocopium goreaui, 708 nucleotides. The record is from the annotation of a GenBank genome assembly. NCBI's taxonomy places the organism in Eukaryota, Dinophyceae, Suessiales, Symbiodiniaceae.